AUGGGCUUCAAAUUCACCCUAUUGUGUGAUCUGCUGUCCAACCUGGACGACAGCAAAACGGCCAAGGCAUGCACGGCGGCCAGGAACGAUAAUCCAGACAUUAAAACAGUCGCCCUAUGGUUCUCUCGACAUGAGCGGACCAUCCAACAUGCUGAGACAGACCGUGUAGCGUUGCUUUCGUGCAUGUUCCCCGAAAAACGAACGGACCGAGUGUACUGGCUGCAAGCCUUGCAACUAUCAAGAGUCAUCGGCCGCUGCUUGGGUUUGGGAUCGUCGCGACUUUCCGAACUCAACCGAUGGCAAAGUCCUGGUGGUCCGGAUCUCGGAGGGUGUGUCGAAAUUGUCAUGCGGCAAGCCGAGAAUUACAUUCCGGCCGGCCAGGAGUUGUCGGUAGAAGAAAUCGAUCGCGCCAUGGUUAUGAUUGCCUCACGUUGCCGCUUCUCUGGCCCUAAUACCCGCCGGAAUCGUACAGUUGUGAACGUUGACGAAACCCUAUCAAAACUAUACCGUCGAACAAGUAGCCGUGAUGCCAAAUGGCUCACUCGCAUGAUUCUCAAAAGCUACUCCCCCGUUGUUUUUCCAACAAAUUAUACUCUGAAGAAAUUUCACUUUCUUCUACCACAACUGCUCCAACUUCAGAACUCCUUUGACGGGGCGUUGGAGAUGCUCGCUUCCGACCCAAUAAACCACUUCCCUCCAAACCCGGAUCCCGAAGCAGCCAGAAGUCUUGGCGCCAUUGCUCUACAACAUAUGCGCCCUCGUCCUGGUAUUAAGGUGGGCAGACCUGAUUAUUAUAAAGCCCGGAGUAUCAAACAUUGCCACCAAAUGGCCAACGGUCGUCGAAUGAGCAUUGAACGGAAAUACGAUGGUGAAUACUGUCAGAUCCACGUCGAUCUCUCUAACAAGUAUACACCCGUUCAGAUCUUCUCCAAAAGUGGCAAGGAUUCGACCGCAGAUAAAGAUAAGAUCAUACCUGUGAUAGAAGAAUCCCUUCGAACUGGAUUGCCUGAGUGCAAAUUUGCGCGCCGCUGUAUCGUUGAGGGAGAACUGCUUGUAUGGAAUGACCAGACUAGUGAACUGAUGGACUUCAACAAAAUCCGGAGGUUUAUACCACGAUCUGGCACCCUGCUUGGCGUUGAUAAUGAUUCUCCGCCGCAACCGUUCGAGCACUUGAUGAUCAUGUUCUUUGACAUUCUCCUCCUUGACGACGACGUAUGCCUUGCCAAACCUCAUCGGGAAAGAAGAUUACUUUUACAGAAAGUGGUGAAGACCAUCCCUGGCCGAGCGGAACUCGUCUAUCAGGAAGUUCUAGACUUCAACCGAAUUGAUAGCUAUCACCGACUCGAAAGGUCCUUUGAGAAAGCGAUUACUCAACGAUGGGAGGGGUAUGUCUUGAAAGCUUCUGACGAGCCUUAUUUUCCGAUGUACACCACUGGUGUGGAUCAUAUGUUUGGCCGAUGGAUCAAACUCAAGAAAGAUUAUAUACCUGGUCUUGGAGACACAUUAGAUCUGGCGUUGAUCGGAGGUAGCUACAAUGCGCGGGAUGCUCCUGAUCUGAGACAAAUCAAAAAGCUAAAAUGGACUCACUUUUACGUUGGCUGUCUUAUGAACAAGGAACGUGUCAAACAAGGCAAUUCUUCACCGCAUUUUCGAGUGAUUGAUGUGAUUCACCGACCCUGUAUGAGCAUUCAGACCAUGCAAACCCUCAAUCAAAUAGGCGAAUUCUAUGCGUGUGAAACUGAAUCAUUCGAAGGCUUUGCAGUUGAAUACGGGCACAGCAAUCUUCCCGUUGCAACCACAUUGUUCAAACAGCCGUUCGUCGUCGAGAUGCUGGGCAGUGGAUUUGAAAAGCCGUCUGGCUCGAGAUACUUCACACUUCGAUUUCCUCGGAUUUUGAAGAUACACUCGGACCGGACCCUAGAAGAAUGUACAUCUUUUCAGGAACUGGAGCUCGCCGCGGAGGAUGCCCGCGCUGUGCCUGCGGAUGAGGUGACAGAACGCGAGAGAUGGUCAAAACGCAUCAAGGCUGCGAAUGGACUUAAUCAGUACAUUGCGCGAUCUCCAAGUCCAGAAGCGACUUGCUCUGACACGGAUGAGGAGACGAAUUCCCCACCAUCCCAAGUUGCCCACGCUACUACUUCUUCUGAAGAAAGCUUGGUGGAUGCAUUUCCGUUGAUGGAAGAGCUGCGUGAAGAUUCAACAAGGAAGCACAACCUUCAGCGAUCAUACAAUGACCCUCCGUUGUUCCCUCUAGUCUACAUUGAUGAGCAAAUACUUCCCACUGAGGAUCAGAACCCUGUUCUUGAGACUAGUAUACUUGUGGAGAACGAGAACCUGUCGUCUCGUCAACACUCUAGCCAGAAAGAUGGAAAGAUUGCAUCGCAGGAAUCUUCGGACUUUUUAUAUCCCAUGCGGACAACCAGUUCCAUCUGCGCACACGAAAAGCACUCUCAAGAAUUGCAUGAGAUACAGGGACGGCGUCCGAGCAAGCUGUUGGUUUCCACAUCCAAACAAAAACGCAAGCUAUCACCCCAAUCUCCUUUAACAACUAUUCCCAUAUGGACGCCCGAAACCUCAUUAGGAAGCUUCACACUCCCCCAAAUCGAUAAACAGCCCAGCAAAGAUCGCGAAUCUUGUGAUUUGGUUGAAUUUAUUCAGUGUCUCUGCUCUGACGAAUCUGCUUCUUCCCUCCAACAAUCAAAUCCCCAUACCGCGUCACAGGGGACACGAUUUGGUAUUAUCCUGUUUGAUCCCAAAGCAACUCAGUUAGGCAAAGAAAUGCACCGUCUCGCCACAACCCUUUCCAGUUUCGUCCAUACUGCAACAAGAUCGCUCCCCUCGAUGGGAAGUAUAUUCUUUUUGGGCUCGAGCAUGUUGGAACUUGAUCUAAGGCCCAGCGACCUUCGUUUCUGCCUGCGUGAUACGUGGACAGUCAUUGGACGUGAUCAUUUCUAUGGCUGUCUCUCAUGGGAUCUCAGCAAGCGAUCUGAUGGUUUAUCCAGUGGAAGAGAGAAGCUCUGCUCUGAAUCGAGUCAAUAUUGUUCUAACAUGACAAAUGAGAGACCAGAGUCGCACUCUAGACCAAAUACCCCAUGGAUUGAGAUGAGCUUUGAUCAAACAGCCAUCGCUGUGUUGGGCGAGUAUAUGUCGAUCGAACCACUAGCUCAUGUUUUAUAUAAUUGA
Molecule: messenger RNA, 3183 nt
Organism: Penicillium concentricum
Lineage: Eukaryota; Fungi; Ascomycota; Eurotiomycetes; Eurotiales; Aspergillaceae
Product: ATP dependent DNA ligase domain protein
Exons: 2
Coding region: 1-3183 (1060 amino acids)
Biological process (GO): DNA recombination; double-strand break repair via nonhomologous end joining; nucleotide-excision repair, DNA gap filling
Cellular component (GO): DNA ligase IV complex
Molecular function (GO): DNA binding; DNA ligase (ATP) activity; ATP binding
Source: RefSeq, a predicted model, not a curated record